Messenger RNA from Wyeomyia smithii (pitcher-plant mosquito), 4879 nucleotides. Its product is annotated as influenza virus NS1A-binding protein-like. Gene Ontology annotation, molecular function: protein binding. Bases 604 to 3021 code for a protein of 805 amino acids. The record is from RefSeq and is a predicted model, not a curated record. Lineage: Eukaryota; Metazoa; Arthropoda; Insecta; Diptera; Culicidae. The transcript is spliced from 9 exons.
AAUUCAUUCAUCGAUUCGUGGUGAUUCGGUUUGCAGCGGGCAAAGUGGAGCUCCGUUUUGCUGCUUCCCUACGGUUUUUUCGCGCAUGUUUUCACGGUUUUUAAAGUUUGCAGCUCGUGACAGCCAUCGUGCAGUUUAGUUUCCUUUCGAAGAAAACAAGCAGGAAGUGAAAAUCGUGUUUCUUGUUUUUUCUUCCGAUUACGUAGUUUGAUACUGUUUGUUAAAAAUCCAGGUGCUUGCCGCCAUCAUUUAAUCGAUCCGGUGUCGUUGUGGGAUAAUGCUUUUCUCGUCGAUGUGCUUUGCGGUUUGAUUUUUUUUUAUUUGCUUUUAUUUCGGUCGCCAUUACCUAGUUGAAGGUGUGCGAAAUCCUUCCCCCAUAAGGUGCGUUAGCCGGUUUCAAGUUUUGAGCUCUACCAUUUGUUUCAAUUGAAAAUAUGAAUCAGUAAGCUGCAAAUAUUCCAGUCCCUUGUGUCUGCCAAAUGAUUAUUUUUCAAGAGCCAUUUUGUGAUACAUCUGUUACACUUCGCGAAAGGAUUUCAUCCAUUCAUACUUUCUUUUGAAGUCGGUUCUUUUGAUCUUGCCAAAAUUCUACCAACAAGGAAAAUGCGUCCCCGCAUCGAGAGCUCGAUUGGCGAUGAUGCCAUGGAGAGCUGCGGCUAUCUUAAGUUCAACGACGAGAGCAUGAAGUCGAACUUCCUGCAAAGUCUAAGCACUAUGCGUCGCCAUCGGCUAUUCUGCGAUGUGAUCAUUUUGGUCGGCAGCACGGAAAUUCACGCCCACCGUAACGUUCUGGCCUGUGUAUCGCCUCACCUGAUGGAACUGUUCAGUUCGGAUGUGGGUAAUCUAAGUGGUACCGCAGCCGAGGGAAAAACACCCUGUUACCGACUGAACGGGCACAUCACCACUCCGGGCCUGAAGUAUCUGGUUGAGUACGCUUAUACCGGCUCGCUGGAAGUGCCCAACGAUAUGAUACGCGAUGUGUAUCUGGCUGCUUGGCAGCUUAAGAUUGACAACGUGGUCAAGGAAUGUGCUCGCCAUAUGGUGGGAGAACUGGAACCGGAAAGUUGCAUUGAGACGCGCUCCUUACCGGGAAUCGCACGGAAUAACAACUUCGUUCAUGAGGUUGACGACUACAUAGCGAAAAACUUUGCCGAGGUUUCGCAACAGCCAAGCUUUCUGCAGCUUUCGUGCAUUUUGAUCGAGGUUCUUUACCAAACCAAACAAGAGAUGUCAGUGGUUUCGGAAGCUUCGCUCUGUAGAUUAGUUCUCGAUUGGAUUCGGCGUCGAAUGACAGAAGAUGGGAUUUCGGUUUCCAACUUGCUGGAAAGAUCACAUAUGCUGUAUUUGGCAUUGGAUAACUCUUUACAAGAUUGUUCAGAUCUUCCGCCUGGCCAAGAGUCGGAAAGCGAUCUGGUGCAAGACUACAAACGAUUGGCACAAAAGUGUCCAAACGGUAAAAAGCACCGAAAAGGACUUAAAACUCCCGGUCGACCCAGAGUUCUCGUUUACAACCGAGACAUCGGUGAACGAGUAGAGCAGAGUGCUCAAGACUGCGAUUGGAGUCUGAUUGGUAGUUCAAAGGUGGCCAAUCACACAUUCGUUUCGCUGGUUACAUUGAACGGAAGUCUUUCGCGGUUGUCGAUUCAGCUGCGGCUCAAUAUACCGACAACACCCUCUCCCAUCAAUACUCCGGACACAGUGAGCACUAGCGUAAGUAAUGAAGAGGAUCUCAGUGAAACACAAAAACCGGAGCUGUUUUGUGAAGUGGCUACCAUGUCCGGACCAAAAUGUGGUUUGGGUGUUGCCGAGUUGGAAGGCAAAUUGCUGGUUUGUGGUGGAUACGAUCGGGCGGAAUGUUUGAAAUCGGUGGAAUCUUACUGUCCGGAUACCAAUAGCUGGACACAGGAAUGCAACAUGGGCGAAGCACGUGGACGAGUGCAAAUAGCUGUGAUCAAUGGAACCGUUUAUGCUGUCGGUGGAUGUAACGGAACUACUGAAUUAGAUUCUGUUGAGUGUCUAUCAAAAAUCGACAACAAGUGGAAAAAAGUUUGCAAGCUACCACUCGCUCGCAGUAACGCUGGCGUGUGUGCUCUGAAUGACAAGAUUUUCUGUAUUGGUGGCUGGAAUGGUCAAAGUGGCAUUCGUCAGUGCGAUGUGCUCAAACCAGCAGAUAAUAAGUGGUUCUCGAUUGCUCCGUUGAACACCGGUCGAUAUCAGGCUGGUGUGGCAUCUUACAAAGGAAACAUGUGGGUAGCUGGUGGAAGCGAUGCAUGGAACUGUCUAGGGUCAGUGGAAAUGUACAACCCGGAAAACGAUCAGUGGAGUUUUGCUCCAUCGCUGCUUACCCCGAGGCGCGGCUGUGGAUUGGCUGAGUUCAAUGGUAAGCUUUAUGCCGUCGGUGGUAGCGAUGGGACACACUCUCUUAACACAACCGAAUGUUACGACGAAGGUAACAAAUGCUGGGUGGCAGGACCAAAUUUGACUUCACCUCGGUCCAACGUGUCAGUUGCUGUCGUACAAAAUCGACUAUACGCGAUCGGUGGUUUUUCGGGAAAGACAUUCCUGAACACGAUAGAGUACUUGGACGCCAGCUCAAAUGAGUGGACUACAUUUGUACCGCAAACAAAUCAGAACAUUGACAGUUUACUGCAAGCUUCCCUCCACACCAACGGUCUUAGCAUCCGAGCUGGAUCUGCAUCUACCUCGUCUUCGCCGGACAUGAUGAAUGCACAGAACGGCGAAAGCGAUCACUUAUUCAAGCCGAUCAAAACGGUUGCAGUUAACGCUUUCGGCUUUGAAACAUCCAACAAUAAGGCAUCCUCGAUGGAUAAGGAGGUAAGGGAUAUUUUGGAAGAAACUGAAAAUUCCGCAAAAAACCUGGCCGCUUCAAAUGGGAAAGAUGAUGAUUCACAUGAAGUGGCAACAAAUGGUACAAACCACUCUCACGAUACCAGUAUUAAACUGCAGAAAAUGCUUACGAACAACGGUGAGAAAAUUUCGAACUCUAAUGGCUGUAGCUAACUAAUGGACGGCAAUGCGGCGCCAAAACAACAUCCAGCUGAUUCGACCUGUACUGCUCCAUAAGGUUUGAAGCUAGUGUAAGUGGGAAGUGGAGCCGAUAUCAGCACAGGCUUUACGAAAUUCGCAGUUUUUUCGCGGUGGUUUUCUGGAACAUAUUUAACUAUAUACAAUUGCAAACUCAAUACAUUUGAUAAGUAUCUUUUUACUACUUUUAAGAUUAAAAGUGUUAUAUACACUUUCUGUAUGAACGCCGGUGAAAUUUUUGAUGAAAAUGAGAGAAAUUAAAUUUACCUGUCCCCACAUGAAGUUGAGAGCUGAGACAUCAGCUCUAAAAAGGUAUAAUAAAUGUAUUUUAACUCUCAAUUGAGAAAGGCAGAAUAGUCGGUAUAUAUAAAUCCAGGAAAAAAAUGAACAUCAAACUAUAGAGGCAAAUAAACUGCUAUUCAAAGUAUAAGAAAAUCAUUCAUGAUGUUCAUUGUAGAACGCGUCAUUUGCUAUUCUCACUCGAGUUCAACAGGAUGCAGCUUACGGAUAUUAGUACGCCUGACCCAAAACAUAGUGUUUUCAUAUCUUUGAAAGCUACUAGAUAUUCAAUGUUGGAAAUUUUUUCCAAUUUUUCGAUUGUUCCAAGUUUUAUGGAUGUGUAAUAUUCUAGUAAGCUGCAACAAUGACAGACAAUUUUUACAUUAGUCUAAAAAACAGGUUAUUACACUGCGGUCCAUCUACAUGUAUAGAAAUAAGUUCACUUUAAAUAUUUUCUCUAGAGAAUAAUAGCAGAGCCAAUGGCAUAAGCUGAUUACUCAAUAAAACAAAAUUAAAGACACACAUGAACUACGUGCGUUUAUAGCUUUUAAGAAAUUUCACCUUCGAGUGAAAGGAUAAACCACUCCUCCUAUGAGAAAUCCAACUAAAGUAUCACAUAAGUUAAAAAGAUCAUCAGUCCCGUUCUACCUUGGAUUUCCGAAACGUUAAGCCAUUUUUACAUACGACAAAAGUACCCUGAAAGCAAUUGGCAGAUGCGUGAGAUAAUUUUGAGAUAGCGUAUCAUGAUGAAAUCUAGUGAACAUCAGACGAACGUGUUUGAUUAUACAAUGAUUUUAAAAACACGAAACCAGUGCAUAACCUCGACUGCAUGCCGCCACCGUAUAUACAUUUUGAUUAGCUUAUCUCACAAUAGAGUACAUUUUUCGAUGAAAGUUUUCAAUAAUACUUAACCGAUUGUAUUUUCGGCAAAAUGAACAGGUAAUAACAAGCAAGCAUUUAGUUUUUUCCCACCAUAAAUAAAAAAAUCAAACCAGCAAUCAAAACUGUUUCAUCGAAAAAGUGAUUGUUAUGUGGUGCAGUGAAAAACAGUCUACCGGUUAUGACAAAUUGCGAAGCGAACUAUACUAAACUGUAUAACGAGCAUCAUGAAAACGAGAGAAAGACGACAAUUAACAGCAAAGAGUGGGGAAAUUGAACCCACUGAUGAUGAUCAAUUCCUUUUACUGAAGUGCUAUAUUGUUAGUAUUAGUUAUUAUCAUUAGUGUUAGUUUUCAACAAUUUAAAAUUUUUGAAACUACAUUUUGAUUGAACUUGUGAUUCCAAAUGAGUUUUUUUUACUCUAUACUACUUAUGAUGAUAAGUUUUUUUUUUUAAUUCUCGAGCAGUCGCACAGCACAGCUCUCGUUGUGUCUGCUAUAUAAUAAUAUUAUUACCGACGUUAUAUGUUAAAUUUAAGCAGCACGAAAUAAAAGUGUAAACAAUUUCUGCAACUGCAGCACAGGACACACACACAUUUGCGAAGGAAUAAAAGAUCGAUGAGAAAAGAAAGAAAUUGUUAAAAUCUGAAAAUAAAGUUUAAGACAGUGCACUUGCA